This is a messenger RNA of Colius striatus (speckled mousebird), 1672 nucleotides long. It is a transcript of the gene GJB7, whose product is annotated as gap junction protein beta 7. Lineage: Eukaryota; Metazoa; Chordata; Aves; Coliiformes; Coliidae. The transcript is spliced from 2 exons. The record is from RefSeq and is a predicted model, not a curated record. The coding region runs from base 169 to 963 and encodes 264 amino acids. Gene Ontology annotation, biological process: cell communication. Gene Ontology annotation, cellular component: connexin complex.
AAGUGAAGGAAAAAACUGUUUCCAUGUCCCAUGGAAGGCUUGGGGCUAACAAGAGGCCUGCAGCUAAAGUAGAGAUGUUCCCACAGUAGCAGAGUAACUAUUUCCACCAUUUGGAGCCAAGAAGGGAAGAUAAUAUAACAGCAUUCCCUUCUUUCCUUGAGGAGGAAAAUGAGCUGGGCAUUCCUACGUGAUCUGCUGAGUGGAGUGAACAAAUAUUCAACAGGAAUUGGAAGAAUCUGGCUAGCAGUUGUGUUCCUGUUCCGCUUGCUGGUUUACAUCGUGGCUGCAGAAAACAUCUGGAAAUAUGAACAUGAUGAAUUUGAAUGCAAUAUCAACCAGCCUGGUUGUGAAAAUGUCUGCUUUGACCAUUUCUUCCCUGUCUCCCACAUCAGACUUUGGGCUUUGCAAUUAAUCAUGGUCUCCACUCCUUCGCUCUUGGUUGUUUUUCACGUUGCUUAUCGAAAGAACAGAGAGAAGCAUCUCAGCCAGAAACUUUACAGAAGUCCAGGAGAGAUAGAUGGUGGGUUGCUGUGGACUUACCUCACCAGUCUUGUAUUAAAAACAGCAAUUGAAAUAGUUUUUCUUGUUCUGUUUUAUAAAUUGUACAAUGGAUUCGAAGUACCACGUCUUGUGAAAUGUGACAUAAGACCGUGUCCCAAUACCGUGGAUUGCUUUAUUUCCAAACCCACAGAGAAGAUGAUCUUCCUCUAUUUCCUGCUGGGAACUUCAUGCCUGUGCAUUGCAUUAAAUCUAAGUGAAUUCAGUUAUCUCAUCUUCAAAUACUCCAUCAAAUGUUAUCUGAAGAGGCACAUCAAGAAACGCCAAGGCUCAAAAGGCGAUUGCCACAAAGCAGAAAUCAUUGCUCACCACAGAGCAGCAGCUGCAGGGUGGCUCCACAACAGCUCCCCGUCCUUUACUCUGAAUGUACAAGACAAAUGUGAAGCAAGUUCCCCGUUGACUUGAAAGAAAGCCAGAGACUAACUUCCCAUUACACAAGCUCUAUUUGACAAAUUGCUUUUCCAAUUGGUGCUUUUCAGAACUGAAAGGACGGUUAUGUUGGAAAUACUUUUUCCCUAUUAGUUCCCCCUUACUUGAGCAGAUAAAUUCGGCUGCAUUAUAUAUGUUCACACACACAAUCAUCCAGAUCUUUUCACGUUGAAAUAAGAGGUGUGUUAAGUCUGAAUAUUCCACAAGGUUUUAAUAUAAACUCAGGUGUUUAUGACAAAUUAUGCUGAAACAAUUGCUCAAAUGGUAGUGUUUUGAACAUUACAUGGAAUUGCUUUGCUACAAGAAAAAGAGGCUUUUUAUGUGCAGAGCUGGUAGAACCUGGGACUGAUGAGCAGCAGGGGGAUGUACAGCAUUUAGCAUUUGUCAGCUGGGUGGAUCUGAAAGCGCUGGCCUACAGUGGCUGCUGGUGUCUGGAAGCGAGAUGGAUGCUCACAAGCCCAUUCCACUGUAAACCAACUCAAAUAAAGAAGAUUGAGGAGGGAUCUUAUUAAUAUUUACCAAUAUGUAAAUGGUGGGUGUCAGGAGGUUGGGACAUCCCUUUUUUUUCUGUUGUAUCCAGUGACAGGACAAGGGGUAAUGGACAAAAGCUGAAACACAAAAAGUUCCAUUGACAUAUAAGGAAAAACUAUGUCAGUGUUGAGGUGAGGGAGCCCUGGCACAGGCU